Molecule: messenger RNA, 1599 nt
Organism: Raphanus sativus (radish)
Lineage: Eukaryota; Viridiplantae; Streptophyta; Magnoliopsida; Brassicales; Brassicaceae
Product: cytochrome P450 76C2-like
Exons: 3
Coding region: 28-1599 (523 amino acids)
Molecular function (GO): heme binding; oxidoreductase activity, acting on paired donors, with incorporation or reduction of molecular oxygen; iron ion binding
Source: RefSeq, a predicted model, not a curated record
GUUAGAAGAAAACGCCACGAACUGACGAUGAGAAACACUAUGGCUCCAGCUGUGCUCUUGACACUUAGCUUCCUUUUAACAUAUCUUCUCUUUGCCGCCAUUAAAUCACGACGGAGGUCAUCAGGCCCACUGCGUCUGGUACCUUCAGGACUUCCCGGACCGCCCAGACUUUUGGGAUGGCCCAUCAUCGGACUUCUUCAUAUCAUCGGAAAAGCUCCUCACCGUUCACUUGCUACCCUCUCAAACUUUUAUGGACCAGUCAUGAGUCUUAGACUUGGAAGUUUAACCACCGUGGUCAUUUCUUCACCAGAGGCAGCACGAGAGGUUUUGAAAACGCUUGACCAUGUCUUCUCUGCACAAGUCUUCAAUGAGACCGUUAGAACCAUCAGUCACCAGGAAGAUGUCUCCCUUCCACGGCUACCUUCCACAUCGCCUCAUUGGAGGUUAUGGAGGAAGAUAUUAGAGACUAAGCUGUUCUCAAGGAAGUGUCUACACGCCACGAAGACCAUACGGUCGAAGAAAGUGAAAGAGCUUGUAACAUUCAUUAUUGAAAGCAGCGAGAGAGCAGAAGCUGUCGAGAUAGCUCGUGCUUGCUUCGUCACAUCGCUUAAUGUUAUCUCAAACGUUGUGUUUUCGACCGACUUAGGUAGUUACGACCAGAUGGCCUCAUCGGAACUCCGAGACUCGUUGUUUCGUGUAAUGGAAAUCAUGGGGAAACCGAACCUCGCAAACUAUUUGCCGUCUAUUGAAUAUCUUGAUCUACAAGGUAUCAAGGAAGAGACGAAGGUAUGUUCGGAGAGAUUACUUAGUGUUUUCCAAGGGCUCAUUGAUGCUCGGAUUGCAGAAAGAUCAUUGCGGACUGGACCUAGAGAUGAACGUAACAGCGAUCUUUUGGAUUCCCUUGUCGAUUUUAUUCAAGAUGACGGAUUGGAAGUCGACAUGAACGAUAUCAAACACUUUCUAUACGACUUAUUUAUUGCGGGGACGGAAACGAACUCUACCACAGUAGAAUGGGCAAUGGUUGAGCUAUUACGUAAUCCAGAGGCUAUGGCCAACGCUAAAGUCGAGAUCAACUUUAUCGUUGGCCCAAACCGUUACGUUAGUGACUCUGAUCUCCUACAGUUUCCUUACUUACAAGCUGUUGUAGCAGAGACUCUGCGCUUGCACCCACCGAAUCCAUUUCUGAUCCCACGCAAAGCUGAGUCAGACAUAGAGGUUUUAGGGUUCCUAGUCCCUGAGAAUGCUCAGAUUCUGGUGAACGCUUGGGCUAUAGGACGAGACCAAAACGUUUGGGAAAACGCAGGACGGUUCAAGCCAGAGAGGUUCUUGGGACGAGACCUUGGGUCGGUAGGUAAAGAUUUUGAGAUGAUACCGUUUGGAGCUGGACGAAGGAUGUGCCCUGGAAUAUUAUUGGCGUUGAGGCUUGUGCCUCACAUGCUUGCUUCACUUAUCUAUUCGUUUGAAUGGACUCUUGAAAACGGCAAAGACUACGCGGCUCCUGCAGAUUUGGACAUGGACGAGACUUUUGGUCUUACCUUGCACAAGGCCAACCCACUUUACUCUGACUACGUCAAUAAAAACUACGACUAUUUAUAUUAA